Mobula hypostoma (lesser devil ray) is the source of this 5282-nucleotide messenger RNA. RefSeq names its product ribosome binding factor A (gene rbfa). The record is from RefSeq and is a predicted model, not a curated record. Bases 138 to 1220 code for a protein of 360 amino acids. Gene Ontology annotation, biological process: rRNA processing. Lineage: Eukaryota; Metazoa; Chordata; Chondrichthyes; Myliobatiformes; Myliobatidae. The transcript is spliced from 7 exons.
GUCGUUUCUGUUUCAUUCAACUCCUUAAAUCCGUAUCACCUCCUCCCGUCCGUCUGCUGAGACAACUGUCACCAGCUGCAAACAACUCGCUCUGCGGUUUUCCAACGCCAGUCCCAGACUGUGGGCCUUGCGACUCGAUGAAGGCAUUAGCUGCAGCCGGUUUGGGGGGCGCGCUGCGUGUGUGCGCGCCGCUCGUGGCCCGGGCCCCAGUGAAAGACCAGCUCCCGCAGGCAGCCCAGAGGAUGCGCGUGCACACCACUGAAUGCGCGCUCGCGAAGAGAAAUCCCCUCAAGAAAUUUCUGGCCAAGACAAAGAAGAAGUUUUGGUAUGAAAGCCCUAUGCUGGGAUCACAACUGCUUUACAAGCCCUCCAGUUUGGAGAACAUGUUGAAACCUCAACACAAGAUGCAGAAGGAGGACACUCUUCGGAUGAGAGCUCUUAAUAAAGUUCUUUACAAAGCAGUCACAGAUCUGUUGAACAGCACUGAAGUCAGCCCAGAGGUUUUUGAGGAGAAAGUCGAGAUAUCCAAAGUUCGGUUGACUGUUGACUUUUCAGCAUGCCGUGUGUACUGGGUACCAAGCGGUUUGCUGGAAAAAGAUAAUCACAUUCAGCAAGUCUUAGAAAAACAUUCUCCUCGUGUAAGACACCUUCUCAUAACCCAGCAAGUUAUGGGUUGUCCUCCACCUGUGGUCUUUGUUAGAGACAGAGAACAAGCAGCAAUUGCUGAGGUUGAGAAUCUGUUGGACAUUGCUGAUUAUGGCUCUGAAAACACUGCUGAUGCAACGCAAGUCUUGGACACAAAACAUUUUGGGCAACUUGCUGCAGAUCCUGCUUUGAAGCCUAAUCAUCAAGGACCUAUUCCAGUCUCAUCCCACCUGCCACCAUCAGCUCCUGGACUUGACCUUUUUGGUAUUGACCAUGACUUAUUGAACAAACAAAUACUGGAAUAUAAAAAGAAAAAUACUCAAAAGUUACUGGAAACUGAUAAUUCAACCUUGUCAGAACAGCACCUGGAACAAAUAGCUCAGCUAAAAAAAUUAAAAGUAAAGAAGAAGAAAUUUAAUUCUAGUUUUGAUGAUAUCACACCAGAAAUGUACUUGUUAGAAAAAUACAAUGUGGACUCUGUGGACACAUUUUCAGAUAGGGAAGAGGAACUGAAAGAAUUAGAUGAAAUAAAAGAGCUUGAAUUCGAGGAAGAAGAUCGAGAAAAUCCGUCAUAAGUUCCGGAAGAUAUAAAAUAAAUGUAUUUUGUAACAGCCUUCAUUUCUCCAAUUUCUACAACUACUUAAAUUUUGAUUCUUCCGUGCUUAUGGUGUUAACCCUGUUGAAACUCCAUAGAUGAAGUUGCAUCCAUGUUAUUUUAUUUUGUUGCAGAAGAUCUGCUGAAUGUCAUUGUCUGCAGUCCAUCUACUUAAUCCCAAAUUUAAAAAGUCACAGCAUAAUUAACUUUGUUUUACCUUCAUCAACAGCUGUCAAGAGGGCACGGACAAUUGUGUUUUGAACAUGGUGACCUUUCACUUGAUUGUAGGCCUCCAAUUAGCCUUGAAGUUUUUUCCUUGGGUGUUCUUUCAUUUACUGCCAUCUGUUGGGAAAUGUGUACUGCAAAUGAUUUUCAAAGACAAAUAUACUUCUAGGGAAUUACAACAGUCCUUCAAAUUUGCAUUUGACUUGGAUAGAUUAUAUUUAACAGGUACAAGUCAUACUAUUAACAAUUUCCUGACAUGUACUGUCUUGCACAAGUGGUAUAUUUUCAAAAGGUGAACGACUUCAAUACAUGUGGCUUUUGACCAAAUGGAUUGUAUUUGACUAUAGAGCAUACACUUUGAGGCCCUCAGGUAUUGACUGAAAUGAGUGAGUAUUAGUGAAACCUAAAUGGUUAGCUAGAUAGACUAAAUAUUUUUCUUGCCCUUUCAAAGGGUAAUUCUACAUUUAAAAGUUUUUGAUAACUUGUUUGAAUUCAUUGUGUUUAGCUUCUGUAAUACUUUUCAAAAUAUAUUCACUCUGAUUUUGUUAUCCUUCUCAUUUCCCUUUCUGAACAUGAAUUUGUAACUGAUUUUUGCACUGCUGGAGGCUUAAACCUUAUUCAGUUUUAAUGGCUUGUAGAUUAAAAAAAAGAAAAAAAAUUGCAGAUGCUAGAAAUCUGAAAUAAAAACAAAAAGUGCUGGAAAUGCUCAGGUCAGAUUGGCAUCCAUGGAGCGAGCACCAGAGUUUGUAUUUCUAGAAGUGGCAGAGAUUACAACAUCUAUCAACAAAUGCAGAUGAUACUUGAAUUAUUGACAUAUUUGCAGCUUUUAUGUUCUGAUUGUAAGACUUGUAAAGUUUAUCAGUGCAGAUUCAAGUUCCUUUUAGUAACUUGAACUUGUAAUAUACAUAAAUGCUCCCAAACUGACAGCAGUCUUGGAACAUGCUUUAUUGACAUUGAUGUUCCUCUUCAGAUAAAAAACAAACUGGGAGAUUUUCCAUUAUCCUAACAAACAUCUGAUUAUUAUAAUGGGUUUAAAAUGUUGUUUAGUUGGUUCAGAAUGAGAACAGAUUGCGAAUGACAAUAAUUUUUGCAGUUGUAUCUUUUGCUUGGAGUUUAUUGAAUGAGCAAGUGCCAAGUGUCAAAACCCAGAUUUCAAGAACAGACAAAUUUCUUUUUGGUUGAUGAGAUAUACAGUAUAUUGGCUACCCUUGGUCUAGAUGCAGGGAUGCUUCAUGUGCAACACGAGUUCUGACUGGAACAGAUGCACUCAACUCCUUUAGCCUUUUUGAUUGCUAUGCUUGACAUAUUGGUGAGACUAUUAUUAAAGUGGUUGGUAGUAUACCAUCCAAUUAUUCUAUGCAUAUUUAAUGUAACAAUAUAUUUUCUGUACUUUGCCAUUUGCCUCAGAUGGAAACUAUCUAUAGGCAUAGAUUCAUGAAGUGAACACAGAAACAUAGAAAACCUACAGCACAAUACAGGCCCUUUGGCCCACAAAGCUGUGCCGAACAUGUCCUUACCUUAGAAAUUACCUAGGGUUACCAUAGCCCUCUCUUUUUCUAAGCUCCAUGUACCUAUCCAGGAGUCUCUUAAAAGACCCUGUUAAUACUUUAUAUUAAGGUUACUGCUCAGUACUUUCUUUUAGUCUUAUUAGAGUAUCCUGUUCCUAGUUUUGCUACGUCAAAAUAGUUGCUCAUCCUAUCAUCCUAACAAUGGCAAAAGUUCCGUACAUCUGGACAGGAUAAAGAUUUUUUGUUAAAACGUAGUAGUGGUGUGCAGUGGCCACUCCGUGUUAAAAGGAUGCAUCAUAAAUAUAUUCUACUCUUCAGUAUGAUUGUCAGAUUUGACCCCCAUUCUUGGAACUCAGAUACUUUGACACUGACAUCCCUUCUGAGUUAGACAAAACUCAGGCAAAUGAGGAAAAAUGUUAUCUUCACAAGAGAGAAGGUAUCAUUGAGAAAAGGCUAUUUGACAAUACAAUAACCCUCUGAACCUGGUGAAUGCUUUUUGACCAUUGUCCCAUUCUAACUUGGAACUAAUAUUUUGUAUCCGAUAGUGUGCAUACCUCAAUCCUAGAAGUUCUGUUACAGAGGAGGACUUAUACUCUGAUCUCUCUUAAAUCCUGGUGUGUAUCCCAGAGAGAGAAAAGUUGAUCCUACUGAUGAUUUCAAUGCCAGAGUGGGAAAAAUUGCAACUCUCUGCCAAGGCCUGGUGCAAAAGGUUGGUUUAGGGAAGGCCAACUCCAUUGAGAUUCUUCUGAUAAUAUGUUUGGAAGAUACAGUAUUCCUAUCAUAACCCAUCAUGUUUUGUGAGAGAUGCACAAAAUAAUGGCAGUAUUCCCAAGUAACGGUACUUGUAACUGCUAGAAUAUAUUGCUGUUAUGGUGAGGGGCUGCAGAAUUGUAUCAUGAUUACUGGUCUGAUCUUCUUUGUGCAUGCCCAGUUAUCUCCACUACCUUCACAACAUGCUGGAGGAACUCAGCAGGUCAGCCAGUAUCUGUGGAAACGUCGACUGAUCUUUUCCACGGAUGCUGCCUGACCUGCUGAGUUCCUCCAGCGUGUUGUGAGUGUUGCUUUGGCCCCAGCAUCUGCAGAUUAUUUUGUGUUUAUCUCCACUACCUUGGCUGCAAAGUAUGAGUAUCAACAAAAUCUGGUGAAAGAUCAAUGCUGAGGCUUAGAACCACAAAACUUGUUCUCAGAUGGUGCCCUCCAGCUAAGCUGUUGACUCAGAACCAGCUGCAUAGUUUAUGGGCUGCCUGGAAGUUCACCAUAACUGAUACUUGUGAAGAGAUUUUUGGCAUCUCUACUAAGCAGAACCAGGAGAAGUUUGACCAGAAUAUGGAGGAGCUAAUUAACUUCAAACAUAGGGUGCUCUGGUAUUGGAAAUGCCAUCAUUCCUUAGGGAAAAAACAAAACAAUUCUAGAACCUGAAGAUAGAGGUCCAGAAGAAGCCCUGUGAUUCAAAGACUUAAGGAAGCUGAGCAACAGACAGUCAUAACAUCAACAAGUUCUUUGGUACUGUCAAGGCCAAUACCAAACAGACCCAAGAACAGUGGUGAACUUAUCUAGGACAGAGAAAAUACCACCUGGAAGGAAAACUUAGAGGAUCUCAACUGAUUUUGUCCUUAAUGUGGGCACUCUUGACUUUUCCACAGUCCAGCCUGAUAAAAGCCACAUCCCAAAUUUUUAAAAGAAAUCAAGUCCUUGGGAAUGGAGCUUCAGUCACCUAUCUACAGUCUGGGGAAAGGAGGAUAUACUCUGAGAUGUCUGAUGCAAGGAGACAAGUGCUGCCUAACUUCCCUGCUGCCCACCACAGGGAAAGUCAUCACCAGGGUCUUAGUUGCCGCCCAGUGACUUUAAAAACUGUUCCCUGAAUUACAGUGUGGAUCCUCCUCGUCUAGACUGGAAUGAUCUUCAGUAUUUGAAGAUUAAGGCAGAUGCGGGGAGCAACAUUACCCACGAUAAUACCCUUUGGUGACCUCACUAAAGUUAAUGAUGAAGGAAUAUAGAACACUGUCCUCAAAUUUGAUUGCCUACAGAAAUUUUGAUGUUUGCUUAAAAUGGAAUGCCAGUGAUUAGGUUAAUAAAGGUGUCAAACAAUGCUUGUGUUUCCCCAGCACUUUAAUCAUUUGUGCUGCAACUAUCUUCCUACAGGAGUGGAACUAACUUCUGAAAUGAAAAGGAAACUAUUCAGUCUAUCGUCACUGCAUCCAAAGUCAAAGCCAAACCACAGUAGUCAAACUGCAGAAAGGCUAGAACUUGCGGCUGUGAAUUGGGAUGAUGUUUUUGCAGGGAAAUGUACUAUGGACAUGUGGUGGAUG